Molecule: messenger RNA, 1629 nt
Organism: Prorocentrum cordatum
Lineage: Eukaryota; Dinophyceae; Prorocentrales; Prorocentraceae
Source: the annotation of a GenBank genome assembly
AUGUCGAGCAUAUUCACAACCCGCAUGGCCACCAUGGACACGCGUAGCGUCAUCAUCCUGGCGAUCGCCGUGUGCUGCGCUGUGCUUCCCCUCGAGAUCACUCACCUGCUGUCCGCCUGUGUCGGGGCCGGCCUCUACCUUCUGGUCCAGGCGCUCCAGGGCGCCAGCGUCCCGCCGAACCGGGCCGGCCCCCGCGAGGCUCAGGGCGGCAAGGCUGCCAAGGCGUGGCGCCCAGGGACGUCCAGGGAGUGGGCGCCGAGGAGCGCCGAGAGGCCGGCCAGGUGCCGAGACGGCCCAGGCUGCGGCCGCCCCGCGCCGGAGGUCGCCGGCAGGGGCGCACCCCGGCUCGAGGUGCGCAAGCCGAGCGCCGUGCCCGUCCUGGCGCCCACCUUCCAGUCUUCGGGCUGGGAGGCGGAGGUGGCGGAGCUACUGGACCAGCUGGCCCCGACGAAGGAGGGCGAGGAGGUGGUGCGGCAGAUCUCCGCGACCGUGAGGGCCGCCGUCGCCAGGGUGAUCCCCGAGGCAGAGGUCUCUGGCUUCGCGUGCGGCAGCCUCGUGAGCGGGAAGGCGUUCGGGGUGGCGGUGCCGGAGGUGGACAUCGUGGUGAACGCCAACCCGCAGGCGCUGCUCGGCCGGCUGCAGGGGCGCUGGUCGGCGGGCCCGCGCUCCGCGAGGCUGGACGCGCGGAAGCUCCAGAAGUCCGCCAUCCGCGCGUGCACGGAUCAGCUCGUGAGCACGGGCACCUUCAAGUUCCGCCGCUCGGCAUUCCGCGGGGACGAGCCGAAGGUCACCAUGAUCGCGCCCUCGUCCAUGGACGGGUGCGAGCAGGGCAUCCCGAUCAACCUGUCGGUGAACACCGUGACCCCGGUAUACAACGCCGUACUCCUGGCGGAGUGCGGCCACAUGGAGCCGCGCGCCAAGGAGCUCGCCUUGCUGGUGAAGCGGUGGGCAAAGGACCGCGGCCUUUGCCACACCGCGAAGGGGCAUCUGCCGCCCUACGCGUGGACGCUGCUGACCAUCUACUACCUCCAGGUGGCCGCCUUCGAAGACGAGACGCCUCUGCUGCCUGCCCUGGAGGGCACCCGCGCCCUGUCGGCCCAGGCGGUCAAGGACGCCUGGAAGCAGUCGCGCGAGCCGCCGGCGCCGAGCGGGGGCCGGAGCCCGCAGCUGAGCAUCGGCGAGCUAUCCCGGGUUUCCUCCAGUUCUACACCAAGGAGUACAACUGGCGCGACGAGGCUGUAUCCGUGCGUCGCGGAAAACGUGACGCCCCCGACAUCAAGGUGCCCAUCCACAUCAUCCUCCACGACGACGGCAAGACCACGGAGGUCGGUCCGAGCAUCGAGAACCCGUUCGAGGCCGCCAGCAACGUGGGCAACUGCACCAGUGCGGAGAGCCUGCACCACCUCCAGCAGGAGAGCUCAAGCGCGCGGGGGCCCUCUGCGAGGAGGGUGCGUCCCUGACGGAGCUGCUGACGCCGUGGGCGCCCGCCGAGGAGGCGGCGCCCGAGGGCGACGAGGGGAUGUGAGGCGACGGCCACCGCCGCCGGAGGCUGUGCCAGCGCCUUUCCCACGGAGCGCUGGACGCCUGUGGGCGCCGGCCGAGGCGCGAAGCCGACGGCGGCGGCGGUGA